AUGGAGACUGUGGUGGCUGUGUUUUUACCUCCGCCGAACCAGGAGGAGAUGGACGAGCUACGGACGCAGAGCGUGGGGCGCGCUGCUAUGACUUCGAGUCAUUUCAACCAGAUGACUUACGAACAGCUGGCCCAGUUUCAUGCGCAACAAAGUGCCAUGGCGCAACGCCAGGAAGAAGAAUCGGCCAGACAGCCAGCCAUGGCAGCGGCGGUGGAGAAGAAUCGCCAGGAACAAGAAGAGUCGCGAUCGGUUCUCGCACGACAAUAA
This is a messenger RNA of Aphanomyces invadans, 267 nucleotides long. RefSeq lists its product as hypothetical. The transcript has a single exon. The record is from RefSeq and is a predicted model, not a curated record. The coding region runs from base 1 to 267 and encodes 88 amino acids. Lineage: Eukaryota; Oomycota; Saprolegniomycetes; Saprolegniales; Verrucalvaceae.